Lates calcarifer (barramundi perch) is the source of this 6498-nucleotide messenger RNA. RefSeq names its product SH3-domain GRB2-like 3a (gene sh3gl3a). The transcript is spliced from 11 exons. Gene Ontology annotation, cellular component: presynapse; glutamatergic synapse; cytoplasm. The coding region runs from base 170 to 1324 and encodes 384 amino acids. The record is from RefSeq and is a predicted model, not a curated record. NCBI's taxonomy places the organism in Eukaryota, Metazoa, Chordata, Actinopteri, Centropomidae. Gene Ontology annotation, biological process: synaptic vesicle uncoating; endocytosis. Gene Ontology annotation, molecular function: protein binding.
CUUUCCGGUGUGAACUUGACUCGGCUCACAUCUUGGUUCAAUCUUGAGCGGUAUUGACUGAUGAGUGCAGUGUUGUGGACUCGGUCUUUCUUUACCGUUGAUAUUUCCAGUUUCAUUCAGUGCUUCUACGGAACAUUUUCGCCAGACGUGAAACGCUUCCCGUUGCAAGAUGUCUGUGGCCGGGCUGAAGAAACAGUUCCACAAAGCCAGUCAGCUACUCAGUGAAAAGAUCAGUGGGGCAGAGGGGACAAAACUGGAUGAAGACUUCAUGGAGAUGGAGAGGAAAAUUGAGGUGACCAACAAGUCAGUGUUUGACCUCUUGUCCAAAACAACAGAGUACCUCCAGCCUAAUCCAGCCUCUCGAGCCAAACUAAACAUGCUGAACACAGUGUCUAAGAUCCGAGGACAGGUGAAGACCACUGGCUACCCUCAGACUGAAGGCCUGCUGGGAGACUGCAUGCUGCGCUACGGUCAUGAACUGGGAGAAGACUCUGUCUUUGGCUGUGCUCUACUGGAUAUGGGUGAGGCCAUGAGGCAGAUGGCAGAUGUGAAGGACUCCCUGGACAUAAAUGUCAAACAGAACUUUAUUGACCCCCUGCAGAAUCUACAGGACAAGGACCUCAAAGAGAUCACGCACCACCUGAAGAAACUGGAGGGCCGCCGGUUAGACUUUGACUAUAAAAAGAAGCGUCAGGGGAAGAUCCCAGAUGAGGAGAUCCGGCAGGCUGUGGAGAAGUUUGAGGAGAGCAAAGAGCUGGCUGAGAGAAGCAUGUUCAACUUCUUGGAGAAUGAUGUGGAGCAGGUGAGCCAGCUGUCAGCACUGAUCGAGGCGGCCUUAGAGUACCACCGGCAGUCAAGUGAAAUCCUGGAGGAGCUAAGCAGAAAGCUGCAGAAGAGGAUAUCCACAGCCAGCAGCCGGCCCAAGAGAGAGUUCAAACCAAAGUCCAUAAGGAGCAGCAUCGAGACUCUGGACAACAGUCAGCACAAUGGCCUGUCCUACAGCAACUCUCUCAAAUCCACCGAUAUCCAGAUCAACCACACAGUCAGUGGGAAAACUGAUCAUAUAACCUCUGUACCACUGUCAUGGCCUGAAAACCCCCCUACCAAUGGCAAUCUUCACCAGUCAGAGGUGUUGGAUCAACCAUGCUGUCGCUCGCUCUAUGACUUUGAGCCAGAGAAUGAAGGCGAGCUAGGCUUCAAAGAGGGCGAUAUCAUCAUCCUCACCAACCAGAUAGAUGAGAACUGGUAUGAAGGCAUGAUCAAUGGUGAAUCCGGCUUCUUUCCCAUCAACUACGUAGAGGUCAUUGUCCCCCUGCCUCAGUGAAGACCAGUACCCCAUGUCCUUCAGACACUCCCUCCUGCCUCAUCACACUUAGCCUAUGUCCUCAGCUUGACUUGGGCCUGAAAAUAUACAGCACCGGAUAACCCUGAAGCUGAAGAAAAUAUUUUGUCUUCUGAUUUCCAAACUGAGUCAGAGAGGUGGUAGAUUGGUCAAAUGUUGAUCAAAUGUCACAGAUUUUUUUCUGUUGAUGUUUCUGAACCUGAAACCAACUGAAGUCCAAGCCAUUAAAUGCGACACUCUACGUGGCUGGAUCCUUUGUGUCCUCUGGGUCUGACCAAGGUGAAAAUGCCAAGCAGCCAUCAAACUCUGUAAUCUAUCCUGUCAGUCUGUCAGAUGAGCUGCUUCCUGUUUAUCCUGAUAUAAGUUUUUAUUGAGCUAUCUGCCUGCCCUUGCUCCCUCACUAUAAAAUGAGGCUCCUUACCUUUGUUUGAAAUGCACCGUUGGAUGUCAUGAUUGCAUUGUUCGACCACUACAAUGAAAUUAUGUGUUUCCAUUUGUAUUGUAGUCACAUUAGGAACAUUACAUACUUUUCAGCAUAUUUUUUUUAUCCUGUUAAAUUGUUACCCCCAAAAAAUGUUAGAGGGUUUGUGUUUGCAUCGUGAAUCCCUUCAAAGUGAUGGCUUGAACUGUCAUGGACCUCUUGCAUCAGGCUGGUCAUGUAUUAGUUCGCCAAGAAGCUAACAUAAUGAUCAGCUUGAUGUAUAAAGGGUUGGUUCAAACAACUGUCACCUAUCAUCUAGCUAUGGAGAUUGGUUUUCUUUGUUCAGGUUUUGAGGUAUUUGGCUCUGAGGUUUGUGCCUCCUCCCACAUACAUUGGAAGAAAAAGGAAUUUCAUUUGUGGUGCUCACAGCACUGAUCGAAGACUUGGUAAAGAAAUUCAAAAAUUCAAGACAUGAUCAAGAAAAUGGGAUUUGUUUUAAGCCACACACUUUAAAAAAGACAAGACUUUGUGCAUUGAAGGCCAGCCUUUACUUUAAAAAAACAUCACAUUUCCACAGAUUUUGUUUUUUGUUGUUUGUAAAAGCAUUUUAUGUUCUUUGUUAUCAUCCAAACACAAGCCUCAUUUCUGUAAGUGUUAAUGUUGCCUUCUGACAUCUGACCAGAGUUCAAGGAUAAUUCCACUUUGUUCCAACUUUGUUCUUGUUUUUGUAGUUUUGCCAUCAUGUAGCUAACUAACUUGUACUCAUUCAAGUUAUCUGCUGAGAUUGGGAACAUGGUGACAAUGCCUAAAAUAAGUCUGAUGCGUUAAGCAAACAAUCAGUCAGACAAUAAGAUUAGGUUUUAAAGCUGCCCUAAUCAGCCUCUUUAUAUCAACAAUUGGCCAAAUGACUGCUUUUAUGGGAAAAGUGUUGCUUGUAGUGAUAAACUCACAGAAAAUCAGCUUCAGCUCUACAGAGCAUUAAAGCAUCUUUUUGCCCAUGGUUUUGGUAGUACAGCCUACAACUUCACUAUUGUGGUUUGGUCUCACAGCUUUUACCAGCUUGUUUCUGGCAGCAGCAGUUGUUUUCAAUGAAAAAGUUUUGAUAAACCCACUAUAUGCCCUGCACCAAACAGUAGACAGACACAGUAAGCUGGUAAUAAUAGUGGCACUUAUUAAGCCAGAUAUUUCCUUCUAGAGUUGAUAGAGACCAAAGACUGAGCUAAAAGAUGGGGAAUUUUAUGCCAAUUUGAAGCACUGUUAUUUUUGCUGAGCAACAGCAACAGCGGCCUCUGCAGCCGCAAGUGCUAAUUACACGGUUCAAUUCUGUUGGGUUCUAAGUCGUAGGGCAGAGGUGACAGUUCAAGCCACUGCAACAAGCAGUUAGUGAGUUACCCAAUAUGUGAAUAUGUUGCACUGGUGUUACAAUGGUGUCAGAGUGUUACACGCUUCUAGCAGGACAUCGUACCCAUUUAACCCAAGUUAUGUGCACUAGCAGGGUGGGAGUGAAAGAGUUGCCAUUCUCCUUGUUACAAGUCAGUGUACCAUCAAAAUGAUAUUGAAACUGUUAAGGUAAAAUAUUGGCGUAAUAUUGCUUUAAUUAAUAGAGAAGACCAAAAUUAUGAAAACAACACCCACAGAAUUAGACAUAUGAACAUUUAAUCAAUGUUGGUUUUAGCUCAGUGGCUCUUCCUGUCCACACAAACACUAUAUUGCUACUUAUUUUAGACAUGUUUUUAUUUUAUUUAUUUUUUCAUUUUGUUUUAUUUUAUGUGAAACAAGCCACAGCCCUUGGACAGAGAUCACAACUAAUCACAAACUUUAUGUCACCAGUGUCUGAAAGCCUGACAUUCCACAGUAUGUGAUGCAUAUUAGUACUCUGUUAGACUCUGCCUGUGUUCAGGUUGGCCUGUCUUGUGUUGUAACUCUUUCUGUUCACCUGUUCUCUUCUCUUUCCCCAAACUGACUUUGCCUGUUUGCCUGCUGUGCUCUUAGAAAACAUUUUUAUGACUGUGAGGAACUGAAGUGAUCUCCAUCUCUUUGAAUGUCCCUCUCUCUCUGUUUACAUGCUGACUUAUUGUGACAUAAUGCAAGGAUUAUAGCACCCGUUCUGCAUCAGAUAGGGGUGAAUGCCUUGUCACUCUGAAACCAUAUGAAAGUGCUUUUUGAAAUGUUGUCUGUAUUGCACUGAAGCUUUAGAAUCUAGCUAUCACAUGUUUAUGGACAUGCACCAUUUUUGUUAAUGUUUAGUUUUUUCACUUCCACAGCAUUGCACUUUGUGGUACAACAGGGUUAAAAUCACUAUCAUAUCAGAUAUAUAUGUGAGGUCAAAUUGGUAGAUACUAAGAUUUGUAUAAUCACGGAUGUUCUUUGUACACUGUAAUCAAUCCACUGUAUCAUUUGUCAUGUAGAUUGGAAAAAUGGUUUUCUCAUCUUAAAUCAGACAUAUAUAGUCGGUGGAAGUAGAUGAUGCUGUUACCUUGUGAAAGUCAUUCCAGCUGUCUUAUUAGCUAGUGAUAAGACAUAGAUAAGUAAAGACCUGCAGUUAUUGUGUGGCCAUGCUGAUAAAGCUGUUCAUUUAAGAUGUCCCAUCAUGCUUUGGGCCUGUGCUAGCCUGACAAGCAGCAGUUGUCUCUCCUGACAAUAGAUGUAGGAUGGUCAGUUUAAUGCCAGCAUUUAUUUACCUCAUUUGCAGAGAAAACUAAGUCUUUAUUUCAAAGCUUUAUUUCUACUAUCCCCUGUUUUAUAGAUUUAUUUUAUCGAAGUUGAGUGAGAAGCCUCCCUGUUUUCCGAUCUGCUCCUGUUAUAAUUUAGCGUUGAUGCAAGUUCAAAAACACCCUACAGAGCUGCUGUAACAGGCUGCCACGCCACUGGCGCCAUCUUGAUCCAGUGCUUACCUGUAGACUUCAUUUAUACAGGAUAAUCAACAUUUCAACAUACAAUACUGUUUCAUUAAUUAUCCCAGUUCUUUCUGCUCUGUGUUUAAAGGGCACAGAGUUGUGAAAUUGGAGGAGCUAUUAAAAAAAGUCUGUACAAAAGAUUUAGAAAGCCUUUGUAUAUAAAAACAUAAGGUAAACUGCAACUUACAUUCUGCAGCUUAAAUCACUUUACCUUUCAAUUCUGGCUUGGUUCAGGGCCAAUACACACUACAACGUUGUGUUUAGAGUAAAACUGCAACAACGACAGCAAAUUUAGUACAAUUCACGCUUCUGCCUGACUACCUGCAUAUAGUAAUGGCAGCUGAGGUUCACAGGUAUUAUAGUAUUCAGAGCUGUACACCAUGCCCAAAUGACAGACAAAACAGGAUUUCUCAGAAGCGAAGUUCAAAUAAAUAAACAUGGUGGUUAUAAUGUAAACCUAUAGGAGCGCUGUAUUAUCCCUGAGAGUUUAGUGUGUCAGUGUUAAAUAACACGGAAGAAAAAAACACUUUCUCAAACAUGGGCUCCUCCCACUUUGCAAUUGUAUAAUUUCUGCUUUUUCUGGUUGACCUUUUGCUUGAAAUAUUUGAAGAAAGUGUUGAUUUUCAGUAAUUUAACAGUACUCAAAAAAUAGCAAAGCAGACGUGACUGGGAUUAAUUAGUGAAUGACAACAGUAUUUAUGCUAAAAAAAGAGAGUUUCAGCAGAGUAAUGAGUAUGACAUCACUCUGCUGUUUUACUGAUGAUAUAUUGCUGUAGAAAUAUAAAUUAUUUCCCACACAAAUUACCAGUAUAUAUUUAAAUCUACUCCACUUUAAUGUUCAGCCUCUUUAGUGACCAGCCUUUAUUUAUUCAAUUAUUCUUUGAAUACCUGCUUUUAGUUGAGAAUUUAUGGUUCUCAGAAAUGUUCUCAAGGCAUUUCCACAAAGAUUUUUUAAUGUGCAUUUCCUUAGUUUCGUUUUAUCCAAAAAGAUAAUCUGAAAAGACAAAACCCCAGACCUAAACUCAGGUUUGGGUAGUUGUCCCAGUAUGUACCUAAUGGACUACAUUCUUAUUCUACAUUAUAUAGCAUCAUCUUUUAAUAUAUGUGGACCAACUCAGCUUUUAUUCAAUAGAGAGAACAUAAAUAAAAUGUAUUGGAUACUUACUGUUAGCUUGCAAUUGCUUAGAUGUUAAACAUGUUGCAUGAUAUUUUUUUUUCUAUAACAAUCUUUUUAAAGAUUAUAAUUAUAAUAAUUAUAAUCUUUUUAAAGAUUGUUAUCAUGGAUUUUGGAUACUGGGGAGCUCUUAGCACAAAGUGCUGUCUGCAACACAGUCACAAUACAUGACAGAAAGGAAUGCCUAUCAGAUGGAUUAAUCCUGCAUUCAGUCUCCAGAAAACAUUGUAAACAUUGUAGGAAGGUUUUUUAGAUGAUUACAAUUCAGUUGAGGAAAUGGUUUUAGAAAUGCAGCUAUCAUCAAACAAGUGGAACCAACCUUACUAACUUAUUAACUUAAAUUUUAAGUGUUUACCUUUGUUUUACAGAUUGAACACUGUAGCCUGUUUUAAACUGUAAUUAUUCUGCAGUUAGCCCUGCUGUAUGACUAACGUCUGGAUACACUAAAGCAAGAUCUCUCUCUCAACACUGUACCUCUGUUUACCUUUGCAGUUCACAAAAGUCUCUCCUCAAUAUUCAUUUACAACCAGCUUCUAGGAAAGAAAGAAAACUGUGCAGUUCUGUGUUUUAUUUUUUCAGUAGCAUAAUUUAUGCAAAAGGUGUUUUAUAGAUGUUGUAAAUUAAUAUAUUAAUAAAUAUAUUGCAUAAAUAAAUGACAAGGAAA